Molecule: messenger RNA, 213 nt
Organism: Penicillium antarcticum
Lineage: Eukaryota; Fungi; Ascomycota; Eurotiomycetes; Eurotiales; Aspergillaceae
Product: kinase-like domain-containing protein
Exons: 1
Coding region: 1-213 (70 amino acids)
Source: RefSeq, a predicted model, not a curated record
AUGGCGGCAUCACAAAAGUCUUUUACUGGACAAUCACUUACUAUCGUGCGACAAUAUGCUCAAACGAACUUCCCACUUCUCCGUCCAACCAACAAGUUUGAGGAAGAAAGGCAUCUGUUGUACGCGCCCAAUCGCUUUUCCCCGGUGAGGAUCGGCGAGGUCUUCCGCUCCAGAUAUCAAGUCGUUGGAAAGUUGAGCUUUGGAAUGUUCUAA